Somion occarium is the source of this 730-nucleotide messenger RNA. The record is from the annotation of a GenBank genome assembly. Lineage: Eukaryota; Fungi; Basidiomycota; Agaricomycetes; Polyporales; Cerrenaceae.
CAUCGAAGCCGUCCAUCUUCCAGAUGCGAUGUCUUGCUGAUAUCCAAGGAGAAUGUAGAGGGUCAACGAAGAUGAAGAACUGGUCUUCUCUGAAGUGCAGAUCAUGGUGUGGGAGGACAACGUGAACACACCAAUUUACCAUAACACGACGACCUCACAUGCGUUGGACUGCAUUACAGAUGUGGUGGAAGAACAGGCUACGUCGAUCUGGGGUUGCAUUCAAUUGUCGGUGCUCGGGAGUGAGGGACGCGUCGCGAUCGAGGAGGAUCGAAAUCUGGAUCACACUGCGUUGAUGCCCACUGUCCUCGAUCGGUUCCACUUCUCCUUCUCACUCUGUUCUAUGUCUCCUCUCGGAUGCACUCUCCUCCUGUCAAAUCUGAGAUCUACUCUUGCCUUGAACCCCUGAGCAUCUCAAAUUUUGUAUCCUAGGCUUGCGAUGUUCUCAGCUUAGGGCUUCGACUUUGACUGACCACUCACCCUUUCGACGUCACAACUCAACGUCAUGUUAUUUACUUCUGUUCACAGCCUGGCAACCACCAAGAAUUUUAGCCCGUCUAUGGGCAGCCUUCCCAAUUAGUGACUUGACUGCCAUCUUCGACGAACAUUCAACACUCACCGCCAUACGCAGCCAUAGUCGUCACCGACUAUACCUCUACCCAACGUCAUGCUCAUAUAACGUCCGGCUUUCUCUCACACUCAUGCGAUUAUCACAGGUGUUGUGCUGUAACGC